Amborella trichopoda is the source of this 2073-nucleotide messenger RNA. RefSeq names its product DEA(D/H)-box RNA helicase family protein (gene RH20). The record is from RefSeq and is a predicted model, not a curated record. NCBI's taxonomy places the organism in Eukaryota, Viridiplantae, Streptophyta, Magnoliopsida, Amborellales, Amborellaceae. Gene Ontology annotation, molecular function: RNA helicase activity; nucleic acid binding; ATP binding.
GGUGCAAGCUCCCAACUCGACUCGUGUCUUGUUUCGGCUUCUUCCUCUUCUUUUACUUUUCGCUGAUUUAUCUCUCUUGUUCUGGCUUCUUGCUUUCUCUCUCUAAAACUACACGCAGAGCGAGCUCCGCUUCUCACUAUUGUCUUCCCUCUCUUUUCCAUGCUCUGUAAUAGAAGCAAAGCAGGAGUGGUGUUGUAGAGAGAGAAUGAGCCGCUACGAUAGCCGCUCGGCCGACCCCAGUUCGUACCGCGACAGGCGAAGUGAUGGGUUUGGAGGCAGAGGUGAGGGUGGGGGCUACAAUGGGCAAAAGUCGAAAGAUUUUGAUAACAUCUCUCUUCCUAAGCAAGACUUUGAUGGUUUAACACAUUUUGAGAAGAAUUUUUAUGUGGAAUCGGAAGCUGUGGCCUCCAUGACUGAAGAGGAGGUCGAAGCAUAUCGUCAAAGGCGCCAAAUUACAGUAGACGGUCGUGAUGUUCCCAAACCUGUUACGAAUUUUUGCGAUAUUGGGUUUCCAGAUUAUGUCAUGCAAGAGGUUUUGAGAGCUGGCUUUGUGGAACCUACUCCCAUUCAAGCACAGGGCUGGCCAAUGGCUCUAAAAGGUCGUGAUCUCAUUGGUAUUGCUGAAACAGGGUCUGGAAAAACACUUGCCUAUCUAUUGCCUGCAAUUGUGCAUGUUAAUGCUCAGCCAUUUCUAGCUCCUGGUGAUGGCCCGAUUGUUUUAGUUUUAGCUCCAACGCGUGAACUUGCGGUUCAGAUACAACAAGAAGCCUCAAAGUUUGGAGCCUCAUCCAAAAUAAAAAAUACAUGCAUAUAUGGAGGGGUUCCCAAGGGACCUCAGGUUCGUGAUCUUCAAAAAGGUGUUGAGAUUGUUAUAGCCACACCUGGACGACUGAUUGAUAUGCUUGAAUCCCAUGUUACAAAUUUGCGGAGGGUAACCUACCUUGUAUUGGAUGAGGCUGAUCGUAUGCUGGACAUGGGUUUUGAACCUCAGAUCCGGAAAAUUGUAUCUCAGAUACGUCCGGAUCGGCAGACUCUUUACUGGAGUGCAACUUGGCCCAAGGAGGUUGAACAACUCGCCAGACAGUUCCUUUACAACGCCUACAAGGUAGUCAUCGGUUCUAUAGACUUGAAGGCUAACCAUGCAAUACGCCAGCAUGUAGAAAUCGUUUCGGAAAACCAGAAAUAUAACAAGCUUGUAAAGCUGCUUGAGGAUAUCAUGGAUGGGAGCCGAAUAUUGAUUUUCAUUGAUACUAAGAAAGGAUGUGACCAGGUCACAAGGCAGCUUCGGAUGGAUGGGUGGCCUGCACUCUCAAUCCAUGGAGAUAAAAGCCAAGCAGAAAGAGAUUGGGUUCUUUCAGAAUUCAAGGCUGGCAAGAGCCCAAUUAUGACAGCUACUGAUGUUGCUGCUCGUGGCUUAGAUGUGAAGGAUGUGAAGUAUGUCAUAAACUACGAUUUCCCUGGAUCUCUUGAGGAUUAUGUGCACAGAAUUGGCCGAACUGGUAGAGCUGGGGCCAAGGGUACUGCUUAUACAUUCUUCACUGCUGCAAAUGGAAGGUUUGCAAAGGAGCUAAUUAGUAUCCUUCAGGAAGCUGGUCAAAAAGUCAGUCCCGAGCUGGCUGCCAUGGGUCGGGGUGCUCCUCCACCUCCUGCACCAGGUCAUGGAGGUUUUCGUGAUCGUGGGAAAGGUUUCGGAGGUCGUUCGUGGAGCUGAUGAAGAUAGAAGGCCAAAGGGAUUGUGCAUUUCUGGUACCCAAAACAGGAUAAACUUAGGUAACCUGCAGCAAACAAUUAUGGCAUUUCUCUUGUUUUGUUGGUCACCACCACUGGCUCCAAUUUCAGUUAUUUCAAGGUGGUGUUCAGACGCCAUAGGUUUUUGCUCGGGUGCAUUGUAAGAUAAAGAAUUCCUCUGUAAGAAUGCCCUUUUUGGCAUGGUGAAAGCAAAGAAACGAGUUAUAUUCAGGUUAUCUUAUUGAGAAGGCUCCCAUGAUCAUACCCUUGUAAUCUACUGAUUUGGGACUAGUUGUUUGCUACUUGAUAUAACCAUUUAUGCGCUUCCAAGAAAGUUCUUGAGAA